AUGUUCUACGCACGAGAUCUGAACCGAACCAUGGCGCAACAGUGGCUCGCGACGGCCACGAUGAACCCGGCGCAGCAUUUCGACGGCGAUGAAGUAAUAGAGGCCUCGGACAUUGACGACGGCUACGAGACCGCGUCGACGCAUAGCUCCGUCCGCGGCGGGACCAUGUCCCUAUCCCCCAGUGUGCGCGAUUACGCUUUUGAGAACAACAGGCGAUAUCACCGCUACCGAGAAGGACGAUACCACUUCCCGAACGACGACUCGGAGCAGCAGCGCGAGUUCAUGAAGCAUGUUGUCAUGACGCAUUUAAUGGACGGGAAACUUCAUAGGGCGCCGGUGGAGAGUCCGCAGAGGGUAUUGGAUGUCGGGACUGGAACUGGGGUAUGGGCCAUUGAUAUGGGAGACGAGUAUCCGGAGGCAGAAAUCACCGGGAUCGACUUAAGCCCAAUAUGGCCGGACUGGGUUCCCCCGAAUGUGAAGUUCGUCGUUGACGAUGCCGAGGCAGAGUGGUUUCAUGAGCGAGAUUCCUUCGACUUCAUCCGAUUAGGGAAUAUGGCGCCGUCAAUACGAGAUUGGACUGGCUUAUUGAAAUCAGCAACGUUAAAACCCGGGGGAUGGAUCGAACUACAGGAGAUGCGCUGGGUAUACGGUUGCGACGACGGGACCAUGCCACCAGACUUCAUGCCGGUCAAGAUGGUCAAAAACAUAAGCGAAGGACUCGCCAAGUUCGGAGUCGACAUGCACGCCGCGGAGCGCAACCCCGGGCGCCUCGAGGCUGCUGGCUUCGUGAACCUCGUACACCAGGUGAAGAAGGUGCCCGUGGGCGGCUGGCCGAGGAACAAGUUCUUAAGGACCAUCGGCCUGUAUAAUUUGAGUGUCAUAUACGACGGCCUUCAUGCCGUGACGAUAGGGCCUUGUACGAGGGGGCUGGGAUGGACGGCGGACGAGGUUGAACGGUUUCUGGUGCAGGUGAGGAAGGACUUGAUGGAUUCUUCGGUGCAUUCAUAUGUGUAUUUUCAUACUCUUGCGGGACAAACGCCAUCAUGA
This is a messenger RNA of Colletotrichum karsti, 1047 nucleotides long. Its product is annotated as methyltransferase domain-containing protein. Bases 1 to 1047 code for a protein of 348 amino acids. NCBI's taxonomy places the organism in Eukaryota, Fungi, Ascomycota, Sordariomycetes, Glomerellales, Glomerellaceae. The transcript has 3 exons. The record is from RefSeq and is a predicted model, not a curated record. Gene Ontology annotation, molecular function: methyltransferase activity.